Messenger RNA from Rotaria sp. Silwood1, 2085 nucleotides. NCBI's taxonomy places the organism in Eukaryota, Metazoa, Rotifera, Eurotatoria, Philodinida, Philodinidae. The record is from the annotation of a GenBank genome assembly.
AUGGACGAUGAUGAAUUCGAUCAAGUACCUCAAAUUCUAUUCGAAAAUGUUACAUCCCUCAGUAAAAUAGGCACUCCUGGAACUCUUAUUCCGAUGACGCAGGAUACACGUGCUGUACUAUGUGGUGAUGAUUUUAAUAAUGUCCUCGUUGUUGCUACUCGAUUCGGUAAUGGUCGUUGCUUAGUAUUUGCACACAAUGGUUAUCCUGCUAUUUUUCUUAAUAAUGACACAAAAAAUCAGCAUUUUGUCGACAAUUGUCGUCGAUGGUUAUCUCAAGGAAAAGAUGCACAAUUCGAAUCAAUCGAUUCGAUAGAAUCGAUGGACAGUGUCAAAGAAAAAGGAACAAUUCUUGUUUGGAAUGGACAUAAUAAUAAAAGCGAUCCGUUCAUGGACGAUUUGCGUGGAUUUUUACAAGAAGGUGGAGCUCUGGUUUGUGCAGCAACUGCCUGGGGUUGGCUACAGAGAUAUAAGGGCAAAGUUCUUUCAGAUUUCCCAUUUGCUUGUUUUUGUGAUUCUCUUGGUGUCAAACUGACCGAUAAUUGUGGUCGUUCUCCCGAUCCAAUUCCGUUUCGGCCUGAAAUGAUCAAAUUCAAAAAUGUUUGUAAUGCUGCUCAGGUAUUGACCAGCGAACCAAAUAAUGUCGAAUAUAUGGCUAUCGUCGGAUCGACAAUCAAGGAACUAAACGAUACAUUGCCUGAUUCACUAAUUGAAACUGUACAAAAUAUGAUUCUAAAUGCUGAAAGUGAUGUUAUUCCAACGAAAACAUCACCAAUUAAAGAUCAGUCAUGUCGACAGCGAUCAGUCGGUCUGUGUGAUAUGAUGUGUGGAUUAUGUAAUACUAAAGCUCCUGGUAUAAACGAAUUUCCGGGUGAUUUUGAUGAUACACCGUCUAUGGAAACAGAUGUCACGGUUAAUAUUCAGUCGAAGAACAGCGAAUGGUAUUGCACAGGAUACUAUGUAGCUGCGGGUACUACCAUACAAAUCGAUGUAUCAGAACAAGUUGGUGCAACUGGAUGGUCAGCCAGAAUCGGUUGUCACAGUGAUGAUCUCGGAAAAUGCGAUCAAUUACGUCGAUGGCACUGCAUUUCUUCACGCAAACCGCUGUCUGGUACUACUAUCAAAAUGAGUUCAGCUUUUGGUGGUCUUCUCUUUCUUGAGAGUCCUACUGGUGAAUCGAAUUCCAUUAGUGUUAAUCUACAGAAUGUUGUUCUAACACCUAUCUAUGAUCUCAUGGAUUCUAAUCGAGAGGAACACUGGGAAGAUCUACGUGUUCGUGCACAGGGCUUAUGGGCAGAUAUUGCUGGUCAAUAUAUUGUGUUCAAUCUUCCUUCGAAAAUUGUACGCCAUUUGAAUAGUGAUCAAUUAGAUCGAGCUCUUCGUUUCUGGGAUACUGUAGUACUCACUCAUCAUGAAUUGCGAGGUACUACACCAGUACGUCGAGAACGCAUCGUAUGUGAUGAACAGCCAUCAGCUGGCUACAUGCAUGCUGGUUAUCCAGUUGUCACUCAUUUAGAUGUAACGAAUCCAGAAGCGGAACAUUUCUUAAUGAAUAGUGAUAAUCUAGAAAAGAAUGGCUCUUGGGGUCUUUUUCAUGAAAUCGGUCAUAACAUGCAGCGUGACUGGUGGACUUUUAGUUUUGCACGUGAAAUAACCACGAAUAUCUUCACUCUACAUGCCAUGGAUGCUAUUUGUCAUCUUGAACCAUGGAUUCACUCUUGGCUCAAGGAUCAAAUAGAGAAGACAAAGGAGAGUAUAAAGAAAGGAACGCCUUUCAAUGAAUGGAAAACAAAUGCUGGUUUUGGCUUGUUUAUCUACGCACAACUAGCACGAGAGUUUGGUUGGGACAGCUACAAGGCCGUCUUUCGUCAAUAUGAGCAAACUAAACCGACUUUGAAUAAUGAUCAAGAGAAAAUAGAUCACUGGAUCACAACCUUCUCACGUCAAGUAGAACAUAAUUUGGUUCCACUGUUCAAAUUCUGGGGUUUUCCAAUUUCGCAAUCAACUAUUGCGGGCCUUGGCGACCUGCCAGUUCGUGAAAUGUCUGAUGAAUUAAUUGAAAUAGCACCAGAACGCUAUCAAGUCUAA